AUGGUUCUUCAUCUUAUGGUUUAUUUUAACAAUUUAUUUUUGUUUUGUCUAGGUCUUGGCCUUGAACUAAUCAAAGAAACAAUAUGUAUGUGUUGUCCAAAUGUUGUCAUUCAAUUAGGAGAUAAUAUAACUUCAUCUCAAGAUCGAAAUAAAAUGCCUGACUUGACACUUGAAUGGUUAUUACAACAGCCAGUUUUUGUGCCAUAUCGAAGUCAAAUGCAAAUGAAUGAUAGAAGACAACAAGAUUAUGAUGGACAAUUGAAUUAUGAAUAUAUCAAAAUACAAUCAGCAGCAAUAUCAAAUAAAAUCAAUAGUAAUACACUAAAAUUACGUCCACGUGAUCAUCGUCUUCUUGCUACUUGGUCUUAUUUUUUCUCUUCAUCAAAUCUUUCACGUAUUCACUUGCCAUGGUCACAACUUGUUCAUGUAUCUCUGCUUGAUAAGACGAAUAAAAAUUCAACUGUAAUACCUGAUAGUCUUGAACAUUCAAUUGUUUCAUUAUGUUCAAGUGAAAAAAUUGAUCAAUUACGAAAUUUGGCAGUUUCUACUGGUGAAAUAUUUCAGUUGUUGAAUUAUCAAGAUGAAUUCUUUGAAUGUUUAGGUUUUGGUUGGAUUGAACAAUGUAACAAAGAAACAGAAACUUACGAAAUUUAUACUCCGAUUAAUUGUCUUUCCAAUAUUAAUCUUCUUGUUUACGGUGCGUUUGAUACACCCGAUGAGUUUCAAUACACGUUCAGUCGUUUAAGUUUAAAAUAA
Messenger RNA from Rotaria sp. Silwood2, 756 nucleotides. Lineage: Eukaryota; Metazoa; Rotifera; Eurotatoria; Philodinida; Philodinidae. The record is from the annotation of a GenBank genome assembly.